AUGUCAGCUUCCGCGCAGCAACUUCACUUCGAGCCCCUGCACCCGAGGUUCGUGGCCGAGGUGCAUGGCAUGGACUGGAGCAAACCGAUCCCCGACGAGACGAUCGAGCAGCUCAAGAAAGGCAUCGCAAAGUACGGGGUGCUGGUGUUCCGCAAGGCGAAUUUGGAUAACGAAGCGCACAUCGCAUUCUCUCGACGCUUCGGCAACCUCGACUCGAUGCCGCUGGUCCACGGGCGCGGACGCGGGCGGUUCCCACACCUGCCGGCUCUCUUUGACAUCUCGAACCUGGACGAGAAGGGCGAGGUCGUGCAGACGACCAACCGAGUAGCGGCGCUGAUGUCCAAGGGCAACGAGCUCUGGCACGCCGACAUGCAAUACCACCCUCAUCGCGACAAGUACUCGUUUCUGCGCGCCGUCGAAAUUCCUCCGCCGGGCUGUGGCGGCGAGACCGAGUUCGCCGACUCACGCACUGCCUACGAGACGCUGAGCCCAGCGAUGAAAGACAAGAUCGACCACCUAGUGGCCGACUGCUCGCUGAUCCACAACCGGCGGUUGGCCGCCCCUGAGCUGUACCGCGACGUCGACCCGUACGACUGGUCCGUCUCGCGCUGGAAAGCCGUCUAUCCGCACGAAGAUAGCGGACGCAUGAAUCUGUACGUGACGAGCUACGCCUACCGCUUCGACGGAUAUACCAUCGCCGAGACGCAGAAGCUGGUGCAGGAACUGAUCACCCACGGCACGCAGCCGGACAACGUCUUCAAGGUCAAGUGGGAGCAAAACGGCGACUUGGUCAUGUGGGACAACACGGCCGUCUGGCACCGCGCGCUCGACGACUCCCAGUACAAGUACAAGUACAAGCGGGACAUGCGCCGCACGAACACAUAUGACGACGGGCCAUACGCCUUUGGCGAGAACGAUCCUGCCAACGACUGGAAGGUUAAUGUGCCACUGGAUCCGUUCGAGGCGGAGAAGAAGCAGAAACUCCAGACUGCCGACCAGGGCGGCGCUGUGGCCAGCGCGGUCCAGGAGGUGUCAGCUGCUGCAUGA
This is a messenger RNA of Fonsecaea nubica, 1047 nucleotides long. RefSeq lists its product as hypothetical. The record is from RefSeq and is a predicted model, not a curated record. Bases 1 to 1047 code for a protein of 348 amino acids. The transcript has a single exon. Lineage: Eukaryota; Fungi; Ascomycota; Eurotiomycetes; Chaetothyriales; Herpotrichiellaceae. Gene Ontology annotation, molecular function: oxidoreductase activity.